CACUGAUGUACAAUGUUAACAGAGAAUGCUGUCUGCGAAUGAUAAAUGAAAAUAUUACUAAUAAUUCUUGUGGAGUUCCAAACUCCAAAGCGUCAUUUCCUUUCCUCACUUUCCCCAGCAUAUGACUCUGCAAUGUUGUUUUCUUAAAGAAAAACAGAUUUGUCUCGGCUUCCUCAGUGUGCUUUCCGGGUUUGCUGGAUGGGAAGUUUCCUGUAUUUGUCACAGACACACACUGUAUUCAGUUUUAGUCAUGGGCUGACAUACGGUCACAACACUUACAGCCUCUGCAAUUAAACCCUCUGUGCAAAGUGGCGUCAAAGAAAAGAACUUGUAGAGUUGCACCUUCUGAAUUCCAGCAGAUAUGGCAAGCAUGAUCACUGCUAAAAGUCUGGACUACAUCGACUUGGCCUCUUUGAGAGAACCUGCUGGAAUAUUUGAGCUAGUCGAGGUUGUUGGAAAUGGAACGUAUGGACAAGUUUAUAAGGGAAGGCACGUCAAAACUGGACAACUUGCAGCGAUUAAAGUAAUGAAUGUAACAGAGGAAGAAGAGGAGGAAAUAAAACUUGAAAUAAACAUGCUGAAGAAGUAUUCCCACCAUAGAAAUAUUGCCACAUAUUAUGGGGCAUUUGUAAGGAAAGGUUUGGCAGGCCAGGAUGAUCAACUAUGGCUGGUGAUGGAAUACUGUGGAGCAGGCUCAGUCACAGAUUUGGUGAAAAAGACCAAAGGCAACUGCUUCAAAGAAGACUGGAUUGCAUACAUCUGCAGAGAAGUUCUAAGGGGUUUGGCACACCUCCACGCGCACCAUGUAAUUCAUCGGGAUAUUAAAGGGCAAAAUGUUUUGCUGACAGAAAAUGCAGAAGUAAAGCUGGUGGAUUUUGGCGUGAGUGCUCAGCUGGACAGGACCAUAGGGAGAAGAAACACUUUCAUCGGAACGCCAUACUGGAUGGCACCCGAGGUCAUAGCAUGUGAUGAAAACCCAGACUCAACAUAUGAUUAUAGAAGUGAUCUCUGGUCUUUGGGAAUAACGGCAAUCGAAAUGGCAGAGGGAGCUCCCCCCCUGUGUGAUAUGCACCCUAUGAGAGCCCUGUUCCUUAUCCCCAGAAACCCUCCACCAAAGCUGAAAUCAAGAAAAUGGUCAAAGAAAUGCAUUAAUUUUGUUGAUAGCUGCCUCGUUAAAAAUUACUCCCACCGACCCUCCACUGACACUCUGCUAAAGCAUGCUUUCGUUCGAGACCUACAGAAUGAAAGGCACAUCCGCAUCAUGCUUAAAGACCAUCUGGAUAGGGCAAGGAAAAAGAAAGGAGAGAAAGAUGAAAACGGCUAUGAGUACAGUGGGAGUGAGGAAGAAGAUGAUGAACUCAAUGAAGAUGAAGGAGAGCCAAGCUCCAUUGUUAAUCUUCCCGGCGAAUCGACUCUGCGGCGUGAGUUCUUGCGACUGCAGCAGGAAAACAAGAACAGAUCAGAUCCUCCGAGACCGCAGCAAUUACAGCAGCAGCAACUAAAGGACCAGGAGAAAUACAAAAUGCAGCUCCAGGCCGAACGCCAAAAGCGAAUCGAGCAGCAGAAGGAGCAAAGGAAAAAGCUGGAGGAUUACCAAAGGAGAGAAAGAGAUCUGCAAAAGUGCCAGGAAUAUCAGCCAAAAUGGCCAGAGAUGAAAGAAGAUGCAAAAAGUGAAGGAAAAAAAAGAGAAGACAGGAAGUGUGCAGAACAGGAUAGAUGCCUUUUUAAUGACGCAUAUGAUAAAAAUGACAGGAAACAGCACGAAAAUCUAAAGCAUAAAGUGGAUUAUGGUGAAAAGAAGAAAACAGAAGUGUCACAGCAUGGAGGGAGGCCAGAGGAAAGCCAAACCCAAAAGAAAUUCCAUCGCACUUUACCCAAGGAUCAGACGCAGCUUCUGUUUCUCCAGCAUGAUCACAAGGAAAAGAACCUUGAACCACAAAGAAAUAUCUCAAAUCAUAUACCUGUUGGCAUCAGUUUGGAGAUGCAAGAAAAGAAAAAGACCAGUGCUGAUCAGAGCAACAUUAAAUGGCCAGUUCUUAUGCACCCAGCACACACAAGGCUUGGGUCAGGAAGCAGUUCCAGUCCAUGCACGCCAGCAUUACCACGAGCUGCACUACCAGAGAAUGAGAAUCUCCGCUCCAGUAGAGACAAUCACUACAGUAGCUCCCUGUCUGACAUGGCCAUAACUCCUCUGACUCCUGGAAUGGAUGAUGUGUUCUGGGGGGCCAUAAUCAAUGAAGAGCCACCUCCCAAGGUUCCUUUAAGAACGACAUCCAAGUUUUACAACAAAGAUAUCCAGGGCCACCAAAGAUGUCCAUCUGGCAGUAUCCUUCACAGGUCUCAAAAGGAACAGCCUGAAAAAUCCCACAGCAGUCGAGGUUCAGCAGGAAGCAGCAGCCAAAGCAACAGAAUACCAUCAGGGUCCUCCAAAGAGAGUCAACUGCUACAGAACCACCACAUCCCACAGUUCAGAAAGCCAGAAAAUGUACCACUUCCAGAUGCCCACAAGAUAUUGAGUCCCAGUUUUAUAGGCAGAGGGAAGGACAGUCCACACUUAAAAGCAUCAUAUUAUUCAUCAUCCAGCGACGAGAUGGGCAGCAGUGACGAUGAUAUCCAGAAGAAAAGGAAACCACUGAGCAAUGGCAUGAAUGUAUUAAGGCCAAGAAUCCCUGAUGGAGUUACAGAGAAACCUCAAAGAAACAUACUUGAAGAAAAGGUAGCUGAAAAGCAAAGUUGUAGCAACAACCAUGGAAUCUGGAGCUCCUACAAUCAAAAUUAUCUCCUGCCAGAUCUCUUACAGAGCCAUCCUCCAGAAACGUCAGUUAUUCCACAUAAAACUCCUCAAAACUGCCAGGCACUUUUGAACAAAUCUUUAAAUGAUCAGGCCCCUCAUGGUGAAAAUGUGCAGCAGAAAAACAGCUCAUCAUCUACAGCAUCAUUUAGCCCAUUUAUUGACCCGAGGCUUCUUCCAGCAUCUCCCCCAACAAGCCCAAGUGGAUGCUCGCCUAUCUCAAAAGUGGAACCUUUCAGGAGAGAGAAUGCAAGAAAAGGAUCAGUUGUCAAUGUUAAUCCAACGAACAUUAGACCUCAGAGUGACAGCCCAGAGAUUCGGAAGUAUAAGAAGAAGUUUAAUUCGGAGAUACUGUGUGCAGCUCUCUGGGGCGUCAAUCUGCUGGUUGGAACAGAACAUGGCCUGUGGUUACUGGACAGGAGCGGACAGGGAAGGGUUUAUCCGCUCAUUAGCAGAAGACGAUUUUACCAAAUGGAUGUUCUUGAAGGUCUAAAUAUUUUGAUAACUAUAUCGGGUAAGAAGAACAAACUAAGGGUUUAUUAUUUAUCUUGGCUGAGGAACAAGAUCCUGCGGAAUGAUCCAGAUGUGGAGAAACGGCAAGGCUGGGUAUCAGUAGGAGAUCUGGAAGGCUGUGUACACUACAAAGUCGUAAAAUACGAGAGGAUAAAAUUCCUAGUCAUUGCAUUGAAGAACUCUGUGGAAGUAUAUGCAUGGGCACCAAAACCAUAUCAUAAAUUUAUGGCUUUUAAGUCAUUUUCAUCUCUUCAUCAUAAACCAUUAUUCGUUGACCUUACAGUGGAGAAUGGUCAGAGGCUGAAGGUUAUAUAUGGUUCAGCAGUGGGAUUUCAUGCAAUUGAUGUUGAUUCAGGGACAGCAUAUGACCUCUAUCUUCCUACACAUAUGCAAGGGAAUAUUCACCCACAUGCUAUCAUCAUUCUCCCCAACACAAAUGGCAUGGAACUGUUGGUGAGCUACGAAGAUGAAGGAGUUUACAUUGAUACAUAUGGACGCUUCACAAAAGAAACAAUUUUGCAGUGGGGGGAAAUGCCUGCCUCUGUCGCUUACCUCCAGUCUAACCAGAUCAUGGGUUGGGGAGAGAAAGCAAUUGAACUUCGGUCUGGUGAAACCGGAAGCUUAGAGGGUGUCUUCAUGCACAAGAAGGCUCAAAAGCUGAAAUUUCUAUGUGAAAGAAAUGACAAGGUGUUUUUUUCUUCGGUGCAAUCUGGAGGCUGCAGUCAGAUUUAUUUUAUGACACUUGGACAAAAUGUCCUAUUCAACUGGUGAGCCUGAAACUGCAUGUUCUGGAUAGCAAAACUGUUGUCAGAAUUGGGUGAUCAUUGUUAAAUGGGGCAUAUUAAGCCUUCCCUAAAACUAGGCACUCUUGCCCGCUUAGCUGUAGGCAUCCCAACCUUAAGUACAGGGGCCGAAGAACCUGAUUUUGUACAGUGUUGCUGCAAGAAUCCAUCUCUGUUGCUGCUGGACAACACAUUUAGAUAAUGAUAAUAUGCUGAAAAAUGCAAGAUGCUGUAGUCUGGCAACAUUUGGGUAGAGCGUCACUGCUAUAGAAGGUUUGUUACCCUUAAACAACAAGCUGACAACUUGCCGGCUCCUGCACAUGGCGGAUGUGUUUAUUUGAUGUCAUCUUGCAAAAUAAAUGCACUGGAAAAUGUAGCAUUCAAAUAUUUAUAAUCCUUGGUGCUAGGUCGUGAUCUUGCACAAGUACCAACCAUAUCAGCAAUAUUUUGGAAUGUUGGCUGGACAGCCUGACAAAGCUUCCUGUGAGGUGUAUUGCAUUUUAUGAUGAUUAUUAUGGUUUAUUUAUAAAGCGGCAACAUAUCUUACAGCGUUGUACAGGGUUACUGGGGUAACAACAACAUAAAUAGGCAAAGAAAUUAGGUGUUAGAUGCCAUCAUCUACAUCUUUUACUGAAGCUGAUAUAACAGCACCAGUGUUCGUGUCCAUCAUGCUUAGAAUUCAGUGUUAGUCAUUCUAAUAAAGAAGAGCACUAAAUGAAUUCUGAAUUUCUGACUAAUGCUAAACUACAAGAUUUUGCACUUUUUGGCCGUGGAACUGUGUGCACCAAUUUAGCUAUGUUGACACUGUAAUGAAAAAAAAAUCUUACUUGAAGGCCACGCAGUUCUAUUACAUUUUCGCGGUCCUGUAUCCUGCAAUGUAAAAUAUGAUUGUAAUAUAGUUUAAAUGACAUUUCAGUUAUCUAAAGCAGCGGUUGAAAAUGUAAUCAAUCAUGCACACAGAUGCACAUCACUUUGGCAAAUGUAAAUAGUUCUUUAAUAUGCAUGCCAAUGUGGUUACAUAAAACUAAAGAAAUAAAACUCAUAAAUACAAUAUCUAGUAUAUUGUAAAUGCUUGGAGAUAAAGGUUAUAUCAUUUCAAUAUAAUAAUUCAGGAGAAACACAUGUCGUCUGCUGUAGGGCUGCCAUAUAAAAAUGCAUAUAAAAUACACAAACCUUAGCAUAAUUACAAGCAUUAAAAUUAAUAUAUUUAAAUACGUAUUUUUAUUAUCCUUCAACUAAUACAUUCUCAUAACCUGUAUUGUACUUAAAUCCAUCAAUUAAUACAAAGAUAAUAGUACUUGUAGCAUUUGCAUGAUAACCUCUUUUUCUUUAGAGCACCAAAGUGGCUUGAGAAACAAACAGAAAUAAUUCCAAGCAAAUAGAAUUAUCCACCACCUUUAGUCAUGGCAAAUGACUCUAAAUUGCAUGGUGAUACCACUGAAUACCCCCAAUCAUAAAUUCCCAGUGAGAUACUGAAAUGCCCCCACCCAAAUUCAUACCUGGGAAGUAAAAUAAAAUUACAUCCUGUGACCCUUUCACUCCCUACAUGGCUGUGAGAUAUAGUAUUAGAGAGGAGUCCUGGAUGAAUCUCCGAAGUGUGCACCCAGAAAAAAAGGCCUUUGUUAUCUAAAAAGAAAGAAAGUAAAAAAAAGAUAUCUGUCAAAGUUGUCUUCUUUGCACCCGAGCGCCCUCCAAAUCCAUUUUGAACUGUAACCAUUUAUAGGCAGAUCAACACUCCCUAUAAAGGUUCCAUUAGUUUGAAUUUUUGUACUGGAAAUGAAAGAUAUGUUUAGAUGACAGUCACUAAAUUGUUCCCACGUUGUGUGUUUUUUUGUCCAAUUGGUAUUGAUGUGCUUAUUCUCAGUUUACCAUAUCUACUUCUGUAAGAUAAAUAAGGCUAGAGAGUUUUUACAAACAGGUAAUAUAGGCAUAUAAUAAAUAUCAUAAAAUAUAAUAUUAUAUAACUGUAUUUGUGCAUCAACAUUUCUUCUAACUGUGGCACCAUUUAUAUGUCUUCUUCUCUGAUUCCUUCUGUCCUAAACAUGUUUUACUGUGCUCCAAAAUAUUUCAGUCCCCAAGACUAUAAUAGAUACUUAAACCCAUAAGUUACUUGCAGACAUUGCAUUACAGGAGAGCACUGUUGCCCAAGAGAUUUGAUGGUCUCAGCCAAAAGAAAGAUGUACCAAUUUUAUGAGCACAUAAUCACUUCCCUAUGACUAUGAAGGCAUAACUUAUUGCAAGGACAAAUUCUUGCUCUCUGUAUAUUUGUAUUAUACCCAUGGUCAGGAGCUACUAAACUGCAUGUUUCCCAGAAAGCAUUCAACAGAUUAAAACAGUAACACUGGGCCCAGACUGACAAUCUGUAGAUUCUGGCUAAUGCUACAGGGGCUGCUAUAGGAAGCCAUAGACAGCACUAUUUACAUCUGUCUACAUCAAAUGUCAGGGCCUAUUUUAAAUUCUAGGCCAGACCUGAGCAGCACAAUCUAUUUAUUUACCACAAUAAAUGCUGUUUAUUAGUAUAGAUACAUAAAUAUGGCUGCUAACAUUUUAUGUAAAGAUUAGAUAUGUUGUUUUGGGUACACAAAAAGCUAUCCCUUGUAUUACUGGGUUUUUAAAGAAUGGGGUCAGUAGCAUACUGGCCUAACAGGAUAUUCUGGUGAGCCCCAACCUAAAACAAUACCAAACAAACCUAUAGAGCAUUUGGCACUAUCUAAUUCUGUAAGAGUGGACCCAGAGUGUAAGCGUCUCUAGUGGGGUUUAGGAGACCCAGCCCAACACUGAAAGUGGAAACAACCUGCUUGUAGAGCCAUUUGACAGAAUAUGCACUAGCUCAGUACAUUACUAUUAAAAAAGAAAACUCUUUAAAUGAGAACUAUACACCCAGGCACUAAAAGCCCCCUUAACUAUCACUGCCUUGACCCCCCUCACCUCUCCCUUAUCGCAUAGUUUCUAAGUUUAAAUACUGUCCCUAUUGCUAACCCCUAGCUA
Xenopus tropicalis (tropical clawed frog) is the source of this 7074-nucleotide messenger RNA. It is a transcript of the gene nrk, whose product is annotated as Nik related kinase. The record is from RefSeq and is a predicted model, not a curated record. The transcript has 32 exons. Gene Ontology annotation, molecular function: ATP binding; protein kinase activity; transferase activity. The coding region runs from base 362 to 4075 and encodes 1237 amino acids. Lineage: Eukaryota; Metazoa; Chordata; Amphibia; Anura; Pipidae.